Rhopilema esculentum is the source of this 1308-nucleotide messenger RNA. RefSeq names its product transcription elongation factor 1 homolog. Lineage: Eukaryota; Metazoa; Cnidaria; Scyphozoa; Rhizostomeae; Rhizostomatidae. The record is from RefSeq and is a predicted model, not a curated record. Gene Ontology annotation, biological process: transcription elongation by RNA polymerase II. Gene Ontology annotation, molecular function: RNA polymerase II complex binding. Gene Ontology annotation, cellular component: transcription elongation factor complex.
CAACAACACUUUCUGCUUCCACAUGGAGAUGGAGAUGAAAGGACAGUUAUUUCAAACACUGGAAAUUAUGUAAAAAUACGCUGAGAAAACGAAGCAAAGUAAUCGAAUAAAACAUCCAAGCUGCAUUUUUAUAAUACUUUUACCAAUAAUAGUGUAGUCGAGUCAAAAAGUUGAUUGAAAUCAUGGGAAGGCGGAGGUCAAAAAGGAAGGCACCACCGAAGAAAAAACUCGUUGGCACGUUGGAAACGCAGUUUAACUGUCCAUUUUGCAACCACGAAAAAUCUUGCGAUGUAAAGAUGGACAGACCUAGAAACAUCGGAAGCAUAUCAUGCAGAGUUUGUGCUGAAGAUUACCAAACUUCAAUAACAUAUCUUUCAGAACCAGUGGAUGUUUACAGUGACUGGAUUGAUGCUUGCGAAACAGCUAACCAAUAGCAGAUAUUGAUGAAGAUAACCACAGCCAAAAAGACAAGUUUCUUAUCAAGUAGAUUUUAUUAUGUGACAAUAAACAGUGGGCCUUCUAUACAGAUAUAUAUAUAUAUAUAUCUAUAUGAUUUUAUGAUCCACGUUUAAGGAACAUGCCCUGAAGGCUGCGGAAACAAAAAGUAAAUUGUUAAAUAGAUAAAAGGAAAUAGUUAAGCUUUUUCUCCCUUAGGUUUAUCAGUGCUGGGGUAUUAGACUGUCUUUCAUUUCAAGUGUUUUUCUUUUGGGAUUAGAAACCCUGGUAUUUUAUUGUAUCAAACUGAAUAUUUCAUGUGGCUUUUCUUCAAAUCUACAAUUUCAUUAGCAGGGGCAAGGCAGAAGAAAAUUGUUGGUGUACAGCUCCCCAAAUUUUCUGACAAUAUGGAGUCUCUAAGGUGUGACUAUUCAUAAUACUGAAUUUUGGCCAAACUGCUUUCUGUGAAUUCUUGAGCGAUUUGAAAUUCACAUUUAAUUUUGUGAGCAGGAAUAGAGUACAUAAAAUUGAUGAAUGUUCAAAGUUUGUCAAGACAUUGGAGCAAUUAAUAAUAAAAUUAGAAUCUAGAAAUUUGCAUUUGCCAACAAACUCAAGAAUGGAAAGUUGUUGUGUGUGGUGCCUGCUACCACUUGUUUGGCCACCCAACCCCCCCUGUUUGUUUGUAUCUUCAUUAAGUGCAAAAACUCUUCUUCUUUUGAAAUAUAUUCUAUACAGAACGUAAAAAACCAUUAACUUGGUAUCCUUCAUGUAGUCCUAAACCUUAAUUUCUGUGUCAUUUGAAAAGUCUGUUCAGGAUAUUUAUUUAUCUUUGAUAAAUGUUGAUAUAUGAAUCAUGGAUACCCUCUUUUUGUA